AUAUAUUAUAUAAGUAAAGCCUCAACGAGUUGUUUGUUUCUUUGAAUGGCAGCCAAAGAUGGAACUGAUAUUACAGCGGUGUACAAAGUUAACCUGCACUGCCAACAAUGUGCUCGAGAUAUCAAAAAGCCUCUCAUGAGAAUGCAAGGAGUUCGCAGUGUAGAUGUUGAUUUUCAGAAAUCUGAGAUCAAGGUUAAGGGUGUGAUCGAUGUUAUAGAAUUUCAUAAGAAGGUAGAGAAAUUGAGCAAGAAGAAGGUCCAGUUGAUACCACCACAACUUAACAUCAAAAUCGCUGAGAAGAAAGUGGAGGAAACCAAAGCAACGGUGCACAAGACGUCAAUAAAAGUUAACAUGCACUGCCGGAAAUGCGAGGCUGACCUGCAGAAUAUGUUAUUGAGGCACAAAGGUAUUUAUAGUGUGAAAACAGACUUGAAAACACAAACUUUAAUAGUUGAAGGAAUUAUGGAAUCUGACAAAGUGAUAGCUUACAUUAGGAAGAAGGUGCAGAAGCAUGCAGAAAUCGUAACCUCAAAACCUGAGAAGAAAGAGGAACAAAGAGAAGAGAAAUCCUUGAAGUCGGCUGAAAUUGUAGAACUCAAGGCAAUACCGUAUUUUGUUGAUCAUUACGUCUAUGCUCCUCAGUUGUUUAGUGAUGAAAAUCCUAAUGCUUGCAUUAUCAUUUAAUUAGAAACCUCAUAUAUAUAUAUAUAUAUAUAUAUAUAUAUAUAUAUAUAUAUAUAUAUAUAUAUAUAUAUAUAUAUAUAAUGGUAAAUUAAAUUCAAACGUCUGCGGGUUGUUGUAAUUUUAUUCAAAAAUUUAAAUUUUUGAAAUAAUAGUCUAAUUUUAAUAUUUUAUUAUAAUUUUAACCA
Mercurialis annua (annual mercury) is the source of this 869-nucleotide messenger RNA. RefSeq names its product heavy metal-associated isoprenylated plant protein 4. The transcript has 4 exons. The record is from RefSeq and is a predicted model, not a curated record. Bases 46 to 684 code for a protein of 212 amino acids. NCBI's taxonomy places the organism in Eukaryota, Viridiplantae, Streptophyta, Magnoliopsida, Malpighiales, Euphorbiaceae. Gene Ontology annotation, molecular function: metal ion binding.